This is a messenger RNA of Cryptococcus wingfieldii CBS 7118, 2211 nucleotides long. Its product is annotated as ATP-binding cassette, subfamily B (MDR/TAP), member 10. Gene Ontology annotation, molecular function: ATP binding; ATP hydrolysis activity; ABC-type oligopeptide transporter activity. Gene Ontology annotation, cellular component: membrane. Gene Ontology annotation, biological process: transmembrane transport. The record is from RefSeq and is a predicted model, not a curated record. NCBI's taxonomy places the organism in Eukaryota, Fungi, Basidiomycota, Tremellomycetes, Tremellales, Cryptococcaceae. The coding region runs from base 1 to 2211 and encodes 736 amino acids. The transcript has 10 exons.
AUGCUCGCGCCAAUGGGCCUCCAUGCGCACCUCCGCCAGCAACUGUUCAAGAGCCGAUUACGGCCGGUCGUCCAGGGUGGUGUUCGGGUGCCCAGUCUGCCACUGGGGCCCUUGCAGUGUAGAAUAGCUCCCCGAUGCCUGCAUACGGCAGCACCACCGAGAUUACCACGGCCUACACUACGGAGUCAAGGCUUCCGAUACUUGACAGGUGACUCCUCUCAACCCCCAGCAUCCCCCACACCUUCAUCAUCAACAACCAAGGUAUCUCCCUCACAAACUCCGGAGACUACUGCAUCAGAAGUCAAACCCCCACGUCCAUCAAUACUCGCCCGGUUAACGUCCAAUGUGUCUUUGACUCCGGAGGAGGGAGAGAGUGGGAAAGACACUGGAAACAGCAAUAUCAGGAAGCUCAUGUCACUGGCAAAGCCCGAGCAGAAAGACUUGACUAUAGCUAUUGGUCUGCUUCUUGUCUCUAGUGCUGUAUCCAUGCUGGUCCCUCUGACUAUCGGUAAAUUGAUCGACUUUUUCUCUACCCACGCUUCUACAUUCCUCGGAUUGUCCUUUCCCGUCGCAGCUGGCAUACUCGCGGUCACGUUCUGUGUCGGCGCUGCUGCCAAUGCCGGGCGAGCUAUCAUCAUGAGGACAAGUGGUCAACGCAUUAUCGCUCGUAUCAGAAAUCAGGCCUACUUUGCGACCCUUCGCCAAGAACCCGAAUUCGCUGACCGCUCUGCCGGUGACAUUGUCUCGCGUCUCAGCGUCGACACCAAUAUCCUCGGAGACUCUGUCACGAGCAACCUCUCUGAUGGUCUCCGUGCCCUCGUCUCUGCCACUGCCGGUGUUGCCGCCAUGUUCUGGAUCUCCGCCAAACUGACUUUUGUCAUGCUUUGCGUGGUACCCCCCGUCUCGCUCGGAGCAGUCUUCUACGGCCGAUACCUUCGCAAGCUUUCCAACAAGACUCAGGAGGCUGUCGGUGACAUGUCAAAGAUUGCCGAGGAAAAGCUCAACGCGUUCAAGACUGUGGCCGCUUAUAAUUCGCAAUCUCUGGAGGCGAAUCUGUUUGCGGGCAAAGUCGAUAGCAUUUUUCAGUUGGCAAAGAAGGAGGCAUACAUGACGGGUAUCUUCUGGGGUCUGACGGGAUUGACGGGUAAUCUGGCCAUGCUGUGCCUCUUGGGUUACGGCGGUCACUUGGUAUCCAUCGCCGAAAUCACUGUCGGAGACUUGACAUCCCUCUUGAUGUACAGUGCCUACGUCGGUGGCUCCGUCUCUGGCCUCACCGGAUUCUUCACAGGCCUCAUGCGCGGUGUCGGUGCAGGCGGCCGUGUGUUCUGGCUUCUCGACCGCCAAUCCCGCAUUCCCCUCGACGUCGGUACCCGUCUCCCUCUCACCCGUAAUGGACCAAUCGUUUUCGAGAACGUCAAGUUCCGUUACCCCUCCAGGAAGGAAGUGCAGGUCUUGAAGGGCAUCGAUAUGACUGUCGAGCCGGGGACGAGUGUGGCGCUGGUGGGGUCCAGUGGUAGUGGAAAGAGUUCCGUCCAGGCGUUGAUCAGUCGAUUCUAUGAUCCUGAAGAGGGACGUAUCACCUUUGAUGGGACUGAUAUCAAAGAAUUCACUCCCGAGUCAUGGCGGUCGAGAAUUGGUGUCGUCUUCCAAGACCCUAUCCUCUUUGCUGGCACGGUACACGAAAACAUUGCCUAUGGUUCGCCCGAUAUCAGCAGAGAAGAUGUAGAGGAAGCCGCUCGAGCGGCCAAUUGUGAUUUCAUCUGGAGCCUUCCUGAUGGUUUCGACACUAUGAUUGGAAAAGGUAGCUUGAGUGGUGGACAGAGACAGAGGAUCAGUAUCGCCCGAGCGCUCGUGAGGAACCCCUCAAUAUUGCUUCUCGACGAAGCUACCUCCGCGCUCGACAGUGCCUCUGAAAACGCAGUCAACGCUGCCAUCGACGACAUCAUUCGCCACCGAAACAUCACCGUCAUUCUCGCUGCCCAUCGAUUGUCUAGUAUCGCCCGGGCAGAGAAGAUUGUGGUGCUCGAGAAUGGUGUCGUUUCUGAAACUGGGCGAUAUGAUGUUCUGUCGAGGAAGGAAGGGAGUCGGUUCAGGACUCUCAUGGCUGCUCAGCUUUUGGUGGAGAAAAACUCGGAGGCGAUCCCCGAGCAAGAAGAGAGCGCGGAAAAGUCACAGCUGGAGGAAGCUCUGGUCGUGGAGAAGCGGGAGUGA